GGGGUGGUCUCCGGCACCGGGGUCACGAUGCCCGAAGCCCGCAACGCGCGCAUGACCCGGGCGGCUCGGAGGCAGAAGACGGUGAGGAAGAAGUCGGUGAGCCUGCGUCUCCUGGCAGCCUACGAGGAUGAUCAUGACGGCAGGGGCUCGGAUGAUGAUGGCGGACUCGGGGACACACAGGCGGAGUGGAGUGACCAGGAGGAGAUCAUGCAGAACAUCCAGAUCCAGAAGGACAUCAUCGCCAACAUCCGCUGCCGGCCCUGGCCAAUGAAGCAAAAGCUAAAAGUGCUCAAGCAAGCCCGUCAGAUCGUGGAGAAGUACGAGGGCCGUUUGACCAAGACGCGUGGGUACCAGGCGGCAGGAGUGGCGCUCUUCCGAAAAUUCCAGCGAUGUCUCUACAACUUCAUCUCGCUCUUCAUUCCCUGGGAGAUGCGCAUCAAGAAGAUCGAGAGUCACUUCGGCUCGGGAGUGGCGUCGUAUUUCAUCUUCCUGCGCUGGCUCUUCGGCAUCAACAUCGUCCUCACCGUCAUGACCGUCGCCUUCCUCGUGCUGCCCGAGCUGCUGGCCGGAGAACCGUUCGGAACCACCAAGAGCAAGCGCAUCCCCUCUGACCAGAUGAACACGGCACAGGAUCUCGACACCAUCUGGUCGCUGGGAGGCUAUCUGCAAUACUCGGUGCUCUUCUAUGGCUACUACGGCAACGACCGCAAGCUGGGCCGCUCCGGGUACCGCCUGCCCCUCGCCUACUUCCUCGUGGGCAUGGCGGUGUUCGCGUACAGCUUCGUGGCGCUGCUGCGCAAGAUGGCGAAGAACUCGAGGCAGAGCCUGAGCAGCGCCUCGGACGAGAACUUCACGUUCUGCUGGAAGGUCUUCUGCGCCUGGGACUACCUCAUUGGCAACCAGGAGACAGCGGAGAGCAAAGUGGCGGCCAUCGCCACCACCAUCCGCGAAUCGAUCCUGGAAGAACAAGAAAAGAAGAAGAGUGAAAACAGGACCCUGCGCGUUUUCCUCCGCAUCCUCGCCAACAUCCUGGUGCUGCUGUGCCUCGCCGGUAGCAUCUACAUCAUCUACUUUGUGGUGGAUCGCUCGCAGAAGCUGGAGCAGAUGAAGGAUGAGCUCACGCUCUGGGAGAAGAACGAGGUGAGCGUUGUCGUGUCUCUCAUCACCAUGCUGGCUCCCUCCGCCUUCGAGAUCAUCGCCACGCUGGAACAAUACCACCCGCGCACCACUCUCCGCUUCCAGCUCGCCAGGGUCUUGGUUCUGUACCUGGGCAAUCUCUACAGCCUCAUCAUUGCCCUCCUGGACAAGGUCAACAUCAUGAGUGCCAUGGUGAACGGCACAGAGAAGAACGCGCCGGACCGGACGGUGCGUCUCGGCGGGGACACUCCCUUCGUCAUCCCCUCCCACAACUCCACCACGAUCGCCCCGGCGCUGACGUCGUCGUCGUCACCAUCAUCACCUGGCACGGCAGUCGAUCUGGGCCAACUCACUAAUUCCACCUUUGACCUCGUCACCACCGCCACGACCGCCGCCACCACCACGGCAGCCGCCACGGUCGCCGCCGCCGCCACCGCCGCCGUAAACCUGACGUCCGCGCUGGUGUCAACCUUCCUUGCCAACCUCACGGCAAUCACGACGUCCUCCUCCUUCUCCUCCUCUUCACCCUCGUGGAACAACACGACGCCCGGACCGCACGAUAGCGUCGUCGAAGGCCUGCGUGGCGGGACGGAGGCGACGGCGCUGAACUUGACGGUGGUGGCGGCGAGGGUGGUGGCGGCGGUGGUGGACUGGGCCAACCGGACGUCCGCCCUGGCGCUGAGCUCCACCGGGAAUAAGCCCGGCUCGAACACGACCACCGAGAUGUCGUACUCGUCCAAGUCGUCGGAAAACCAGUGCUGGGAGACCUACGUUGGGCAGGAGAUGCUCAAGCUGUCGAUCAUCGACAUGAUCUUCACGGUGGCCAGCGUGCUGCUCAUCGACUUCUUCCGGGGCCUCUUCGUUCGCUUCUGCAGUGACUGUUGGUGCUGGGACCUCGAGAGCAAGUUUCCCGAGUACGGAGAGUUUAAGAUCGCAGAGAACGUCCUCCACCUCGUCUACAACCAGGGCAUGAUCUGGAUGGGCGCCUUCUUCUCUCCCAUUCUGCCCACGUUCAAUGUGCUCAAGCUCAUCGGCCUCAUGUACCUGCGCAGCUGGGCCGUGCUCACCUGCAACGUGCCACACCAGCAGGUGUUCCGCGCCUCGCGCUCCAACAACUUCUACUUGGCCAUGCUGCUCUUCAUGCUCUUCCUCUGCAUGCUGCCCACCAUCUUCUCCAUCGUCAGAUACCGCCCGUCGAGUGGAUGCGGCCCCUUCAGCGGCCAGGAAAAGAUCUACGACAUUGUGUCGGACACAAUCAAAACGGAGUUCCCGUCGUGGUUCAACUCGGUGGUGAGCUACGUGACCACGCCCGUGGUGAUCCUGCCCGCUCUUCUGCUGCUCUUCAUGCUGAUUUACUACCUGCAGUCCAUCGCCAGGUCCCUUAAGGUCACGAACAAUGACCUGAGGCUGCAGCUUCAGUACGAGCGUACAGAGGACAAAAAGAAAGUGUUUCAAAUGGCAGCAGCGCGACUACAGGAGGGCGGCGAGCGCUCCUCCCCGACCCACGAGUCCCAGAGCCGCGGCUCGUCCGCCCCGUCCUCGCCGACGCAGGAGAUGCUCUUCAUCCCCUCCGCGGAGUCCACCCCGGACAUGCCGCGCUCGCACGGCCACCCGGCGCCCGUGACGGGGGUCGCGGCGCCGCGGCCCGCGGGCCCCGCCGCCGGAAACGGAGGUGGCGGAGGCGGCGGCGGCGCGUCCGCGGGCGCCCGUCGCGGAGACUCGACGCCCGAGCUGGCGGCGCGCCCUCGCGGGGGGCACGGGCAGGCGCUCGCGAGAACGCCGGCGGGCAGGAGGCGGGCGGUGGUGGGGUUCCGGCGGGAGGACUCGAUAUCGGAGGCGGCGGCCGCGGUGGCGGCGAGCGCCGGUGGCGGCGUGAGGCCGAAAGCCGUUGCCCCGAUGUCGCGGGGAGCGCACCCCGCGAAGGCCAGCCACUCCACGCCCGAGAUGGCGAGAUGUAGGACGAGCGAAGCGCACGCAGUGGAGAGCGUGAGGCCACGGCCACCCAGGUCCCACGCGCACGCGGUUCCGCACCCAGAGCGGCCGCUGGAGGCCAGGAGGCCGCAGGUGGUGACGCGAGAGCCCGGUCGACGCCCCGGAGCCUUCUUCAGGCCACCACCUGCGGGCAUGGAGUGGCUCGGUCCGGGCCCCGCCGGGUACUUGAUGCGCAUGCCGGGCGGCAUGUACGUGUCCGAGCGACACGGUGACCCCUACCUGCAGGAGACCGAGCUCCUGCUGCCCAUCAGCCGCAAGGCACAGAGGAUUCUGGGAUACUACCCGGGCGAGCCAGUGCAGAGGGGAGUCCGGUACGCCUCGCCCAGAACCCGCGUCGUGCCACGCCUGCUGCCCCCGCACCUGGAGGCCAAGUGCUACCGCUCACGCCACGGCCCCCCGCCGGGCGCCGUGCAUGCCGCGUCUCCUCGUGAGAAGCGGCGCCGCUCCACCCGCGACUUCCACGGCGCGGAGGAGCGGCCUCCGUCUCGUGACCACCACCACCAUCACCACCACCACCACCAGCAGCACCAGCAGCAGCAGCAGCAGCCGCAUUACUACCAGCAGCCAUCACAGCAGCAGCAGCAGCAGCAGCACAGGCACCGUCGCCGCAUGGAAAGCAUGCGCGCCGCACGCUUCUACAUCGGCGAGGGAAACCGCUCGCGCUACUCGGACGAGGAGGAGGAGUACGAGGACGAGGGGAACCCCCGAGCGGGGAUGUCGCGCGUGCAGACGCGGGUCUUCACGGCGGAGACGCACCGCGCUCCCGAGGGCGAUCUCCUCCUGCCGGACCCCGAUGACCUCCGCUGGCCCUCGCCACCACCGCCACCGGCAUCCCCGCCACAUCCGCUGCCUCCGCCGCCAGCGCAACCGCAGCAACAACCGCUGCAGCAGCAGCAGGGGCCACCACAGCAGCACCAGCAGCAGCAGCAGCAGGCGGAAUCGGGACGCCGGUCUCACACCUCGGCGUCGAGCCGCGAGUCUUCACGGGGGCAGCGCCAGGGCGGGGACGCUAGGUCGCUGCCACCGCCGACGGCCCCGGCCGCGCUUACCGCCGCUCACCCGUCCGAGUCGGACAUGUCCAACGCAUCGAGCAGCGACCAGCAGCACAGCGGGGGCACGGACCAGUACCUGCACAUCCACCCGCACCCAGAGCGGCGGUCGCACGCGGCCGCGCAUGCCUCCGACGCCGCGAAGAGGGCGCGGCCGAGGGUCAGCGGCGGCGGGGAGGAGGAGGCCGAGCGGGCCUCCGUGAAGACGUCCAGCGGCGGACGCUCCGACAAGAGCCAGAGGAGGGCCGGGCCAAGUGUGGAGGAGACUGCGGGAGCGGGGAAGAAAGCGACGGACUUGGUCUGCUCGAACGUGUGAGCGGUGGAGAGAUGCUGCGAUGCCGAUCUUGCUUGUAUGAAUGUUGAACUUCUUUCGUACCAUAUGUAGCCAACCAAUCGGAGGUGCGGGGGAAGGACAACAAACUAAACAAAAAAAGCAGUUCUAAAGAAAUUAGUUUUCAAUCUAGCUUUUAUAAAAGACCUCCGCACACAAUAUCGAAAGUGGGAUUUGUUUGACCAUGCUUCACUAUGUUAGUCAGUGCAGGUUGGUGAAGGCGGGCGCCCAGAACUGGUUCCGAUUUCACUCGCCGCUGAUGUUAGCCAUGAUAAAAUGAAUGGGUGCACGAUCAAUAUUAAUCUAAAAGACAAAACUGCCGCAAAGUGCACGUGGAAAUACAUCACGAUAUAUUAAAACCACCACUACCACCGGUAAUUGGGCAUUAGUUAUUUAAUAUGCCAAUGCAUUCCAGAAAAUGUAUUUUCGAUACUUUUUAGAAAUGGUGAAUGAUUAACAUGAUUUGUUCAAAAUAGUGUAAGUUUGGAGAAUGUGCACGUAAAUAUAGCAAUAGCAAUGUUUGGAGCCCAUACUGGAUCAUCGCUCAACCACCAUACGUUUUGCUAAACUUUAUGCAACUGCCAAAGUUGUGACCCAACGCGUCUGUCUACCGUAUGUCCCGUCACGACCGAUUUCUGAAUAAAGCAAUCCUUGCACUGUUC
Messenger RNA from Petromyzon marinus (sea lamprey), 5171 nucleotides. The record is from RefSeq and is a predicted model, not a curated record. NCBI's taxonomy places the organism in Eukaryota, Metazoa, Chordata, Hyperoartia, Petromyzontiformes, Petromyzontidae.